AUGAUGACGUGCCGUCUGCUGUGCGCCCUGUUGGUGCUCGCCCUGUGCUGCUGCCCUUCCGUGUGCGUGGCAGUAAGUGAAAUUAAUGAUGACCCCAGUGCGGUCCCCGCUGUGUCAAAGGUACCAGAGGUACAGGAAGCAGUUGAGAAGGAAGUGGAACAAAGCGAAAAAGUAGAGAAGCCAGUUAUUGCGGCCGGUAUGGAAAACACACAAGGUAUGGUAUCCGGUGGGUCGUCCAACAGUCAAGGUGCUUCAGGUGUGUCCGGUCAUUCCACGUUACAAACUCCUGGCGUUCCGCUACGGCCACCUACUGUACCAACCGUUGCGUCAGGGGAACAAAGUGGGCUGAUUGUACCCGAAAAAAAAAAAGAGAAGAAGACGACUGCAUCAACGACCACGACGACCACAACCACAAAGGCACCAACCACCACCACGACGAAAACUACAGAGGCGCCAACUACUACGACCACCCGCGCACCGUCACGUCUUCGCGAAAUUGACGGCAGCCUCAGCAGCUCUGCGUGGGUGUGUGCCCCGCUGCUGCUUGCCGUAUCCGCGCUGGCGUACACCACUCUGGGCUGA
Messenger RNA from Trypanosoma cruzi, 582 nucleotides. RefSeq names its product mucin TcMUCII, putative. The coding region runs from base 1 to 582 and encodes 193 amino acids. The transcript has a single exon. The record is from RefSeq and is a predicted model, not a curated record. NCBI's taxonomy places the organism in Eukaryota, Euglenozoa, Kinetoplastea, Trypanosomatida, Trypanosomatidae.